UCUGCAUGUAUCUAGAUCCUACGGGAUCAACAACCGCCAACUGACGAAAAUUAAUGGACUCGGGCAAUUCCAACCAUGACUCUCCUGCGAAACGCCAGAAACUUACCACCCGCGCCCAUGAGCUUGGGGUAAUGCGCAAGUCGACGGACAACGGAUCCGCAUCGUUCCUGGGCUCUUCCAGUGGCAUCCACUUUAUUCGCGUCGUCUACAAUGCUUUUGCCCGUCGGUCUGCUCAUCUGAACCAGCCUCAGCAGGUCUCCAAAGACUCGCAAGUCCCGGGGGAGGACGACCAGCUGCAGCACCAGCACCAUCAAUACUGUCGCGAUCUUUGGCUACCCCAUGAACUGGAUCUCCAGCCCGCCUCGUCUUCACUUUCCUUCGAUUCGCUGGUGCUGUGGUGUCGCAGCUACUUUGACAGCUGGCAUCCAAUGUUUCCUUUUCUCUCCGGACCAGCAUUUCUCAUUAUCCUAGAGCAAAUCAGUCGCGACGGGUUCAGCAAUCUCCCCGCUGCAGAUGCGAUCCUCGUCCGCUCAAUUAUGUCCAUAUCCUUGAUGGACCGUCGCCAGAUCAAUGCAGCUGGCUUACAGCCCCGAGUACUGCCAGGUUUGGUGUUUGGCUCCGUGCAUCAGGCCAUGGAGAGUUUACACACCCUCUUUUGCGAUCCUCCAACCGUAUCCAUCCUCCAGGCAGCGUUCAGCGUCCAGCUAUUCCUCACUUCGUUGCUACGACUGAAUGCUGCUUCGCGGGUUGGCGGGGUCAUCAUCCGCACAGCCUUCCAUCUAGGCCUGCACCGCUGUCCUGUACGGUUCUCCUGUUUCAGCCCUCUGGAAAUGGCCACUCGUCGUCGAUUAUUCUGGUCUAUCUACUGUCUUGAACGAUAUCUGUCUCAGGCACUAGGCAUUCCCCUUGGCAUUCGAGAUGACGAUAUCGACGUAUGCUACCCUAACGCAGAGCGACAUGGCCUCGCAGACGAGGACAGCAGACUCCGCCUCCUAGCCCACCUAGCCAAAUUUGCCCGCGUCCGCGGCCGCAUCGUCGAACUCCGCAACAAAUCCAUCCUCCACAGAGACGACUCGAUUGACGCCACUCAGGUCCACGGCGAACUAACUCAAUGGUGGAACGAAGUCUACGACGACGUCUACCCGAUCGAAACCGCCGACGACAGCAACCCGGCAGAGCCUACCCUCGCACCAUUCCACCGACUCCUCCUCACCGUUCUCCGCCACGAAUCCAUCAUCUCCAUGAACCGCCCGCUGCUGGCAGCUAAGGCAUCUUCACCGGAGUACCGCACGGCUCUGCAGAUCUGCAUCGAGUCGUCGCGGUCUUUACUCACCUCCCUACGGCAGUACCUCUCCAGCGAUCUCUCGGAGACGUCUGUUCCGCUGGUGUGGCCGUCCUUCACCUGGGCUGUAUGGAUGAGCUGUCUAAUCCUGCUCUACGCAGCAUGGGAGGGUGAGUUUCCGGCUCCUUCGGCUUCUCGAUACUCCAAAAGCGGCCUCACAAUUCUCCAAGCCCUCUCCCGUCGCGGAAGCACCUGGCCUCAAACCUGCAUCGAAGCCAUCCGCGACCUCGACUCAGCUCUCGCCACCUCAAAUCAGAGGCACGAACCACCCAUAGCAGGCCCUCUCAGCAAUGAUGCCCUCGACCCGGGCAUUCCCAUUGACGCACCGUCCCAGCCACAACCCCAAGGGUCCUCAGCGCCAGGAGACCCUUUGCUGCCUGAUAGUCUACCCACCGCUGCAGGGAGUACGCAAUGGAACAACUCAUCCAUGAUAUUCGGAGACCGCAUAUCGGGCAUGAACACGAGCAGCACCAGCAAUCCAGGAGCUAGCGAAUUCAAUCUUCCCGAGAUAUUUCCGCCGGGGACUAACGGUGGUGGCGAGAUGGAUUUCGGUGAUUUUUGGAGUUUGGCGGAUGGGCCUUGGUUGAUUCAUGAGGGGGGUAGUGGAGUUUACUAAUUUCGUAUGACUGGUUGUUAUUUAAGGAGGUUAAUGUGUAUAAUACUGUAUAAUACUAUUUCUACG
Molecule: messenger RNA, 2024 nt
Organism: Aspergillus ochraceoroseus IBT 24754
Lineage: Eukaryota; Fungi; Ascomycota; Eurotiomycetes; Eurotiales; Aspergillaceae
Product: CeGAL family transcription factor
Exons: 3
Coding region: 54-1958 (634 amino acids)
Biological process (GO): DNA-templated transcription
Molecular function (GO): zinc ion binding; DNA binding
Source: RefSeq, a predicted model, not a curated record